Molecule: messenger RNA, 294 nt
Organism: Colletotrichum tamarilloi
Lineage: Eukaryota; Fungi; Ascomycota; Sordariomycetes; Glomerellales; Glomerellaceae
Exons: 1
Coding region: 1-294 (97 amino acids)
Source: RefSeq, a predicted model, not a curated record
AUGGGAGAUUGGCGUCAAGGGCGGCAUGGCAUCGCAUCUUUUGUCGUAUGUUUCUGGCUGACCCCAGAAUGUUGCAUCGGCAGUAGGAUUUGGAUUAUGGACGAUGGAUCACGGCCAUGGAGAUGGCCUCGUAGUGCCAUGCCCAUGUCGGCGUUGAAGCCCAACUAUGGAUGCUUUUGUGUAUCCGAACCGCCGGGUCCCUUGCCGUGUACGCCAGCGCCAUUGCGACUCUUGGGAUGCUUCGUUUUUCUGAUUUUGUCGUUGUGGCCUCCCCAGGAGCAGGCUACAAUGUAA